AUGGGCUCUGGGUGGGCUUCCCUGGCUCUCUUAGUGAUUCUGAUCAGGUGGGAUUCCUCUGUGACUCAAGGUAGAGACUCUCCAGAAGAUUUUGUGAUUCAGGCGAAGGCUGACUGCUACUUCACCAACGGGACGGAAAAGGUGCAUUUUGUUGUUAGAUUCAUCUUUAACCUGGAGGAGUAUGCCCGUUUCGACAGCGACGUGGGGAUGUUUGUGGCAUUGACGGAGCUGGGGAGACCUGAUGCGGAGCUAUGGAACAACCGGACGGACAUAUUGGCGAGGAGCAGAGCUUCUGUGGAUACGCUCUGCAGACACAACUAUAAACUGGGAGCUCCCUUCACAGUCGGGAGAAGAGUGCAACCAGAAGUGAUGGUGUAUCCAGAGAAGACCCCGUCUCUGCAGCACCCCAACUUGCUGCUCUGCUCUGUGACAGAUUUCUAUCCAGGGGACAUUGACAUCAGGUGGUUUCAGAAUGGGCAAGAACAGAGAGCUGGAGUCGUGUCGACUGGCCUUAUCAGAAAUGGAGAUUGGACUUUUCAGACUACGGUGAUGCUGGAAAUGACCCCGGAACUUGGAGAUGUCUACACCUGCCUUGUUAACCACUCCAGCCUGCUGAGCCCUGUCUCUGUGGAGUGGAGAGCUCAAUCUGAAUAUUCUUGGAGGAAGAUACUAAGCGGAGUAGGAGCCUUCCUGUUUGGGAUACUCUUCCUUCUCGUGGGGAUCUGCAUUCGCCUCAAGGCUCAGAGAGGACAUGUGGAGACUCCGCAGCUUCAUGAUGAGGGCUCAAGAAGUGUUCUCCCAUCCAGUCAUGCCAACUGAAGUUUCUCCUGGGAUCCUGAUGCAGUGCGAAGUGGCUUAGGCAUUAGACUAGGUCAAAGACUUUCAUGGGGUCGAAUCUUUUUUACAAUCCCUAAGGAAAGCCGGGACUGGUUCUACAAAUUACGCAUUCUGAAAUCACACAUCUCCCACUCUUCUGCCCUUCUUCCCGCAACUUGCCUUUUUAUUACGCUUUUGUUUCUAAGGGAAUUGUCUAGAACCCCCCGUCCACCUUCCUUUCAGUCCCAAACAGUUUACUUUUUGGUGGCCUUAUCUAUUGUUACCCCCAAAUGUUUUUCUUUUCCAAUUGCAGCCCCCAGCGUCU
Molecule: messenger RNA, 1141 nt
Organism: Echinops telfairi (small Madagascar hedgehog)
Lineage: Eukaryota; Metazoa; Chordata; Mammalia; Afrosoricida; Tenrecidae
Product: HLA class II histocompatibility antigen, DO beta chain-like
Exons: 6
Coding region: 1-819 (272 amino acids)
Biological process (GO): positive regulation of T cell activation; peptide antigen assembly with MHC class II protein complex; immune response
Cellular component (GO): membrane; MHC class II protein complex
Molecular function (GO): MHC class II protein complex binding
Source: RefSeq, a predicted model, not a curated record